AUGGAAGACCAGCAAGACAGCAUCAUGAGCCAAGGCCUAUUCAUUGGCCUCUUGGAAAUGAUAUUUCCCGGCAUGACAUAUCUCCCCUAUUUCGCCGCCUUCGCGUUCCUGAUCAAGUACGCUCUUGAAUCUUGGUCCGAAUCAAUCACUGCACGGUUCAUCUCCACCGUUGAGAUCCACGCCCAGGAUGAAACGUAUAAUUAUCUUAUGAACUGGGUCUCGCGAAACAACAUCUCCCAGGACAAUUAUCGCCUCCAAGCUUCCGCUGCACUGAAUAACUCCUCUUUUACUUGGUCAGACGACCAGGAUGAUAAACCUGACGUUGAUGAUGAUGAGGAAGAUGAUCCCGUCGGCAGGCAGAUCAAUGAGAUGCGGUCGAAAUCAUCGACAUCAUUGAAUAAUGCUAAGCCUCUGUACUGGACCCCUGCUUUUGGCACACAUUUCUUCAGAUAUGAAGGUCGCAUGCUGGCGUUUACUAGGUCGCUUGAGGGCACAAACUAUACAUCUACACCACGACAGCCUGAGAAACUGGCCAUAUCCUGCCUUGGCCGAGACGCCACGGUUCUCAAACGACUGCUCUACAACGCUCGCAUCGACUUUUCCGAGAAGCAGAAGGGGAAGACUGGUAUUUUUCGCGCCACCAAGCUCUACAGUGAAGAUGAGUUGUCAUGGACUCGCUGCAUGUCUAAAGCAACGAGACCCAUGUCCACAAUCGCUCUCGAUGAACAUAUUAAGGAAAAGCUUGUCAAGGACCUUCGCCGGUACCUCGAUCGUCAGACCAAGCACUGGUAUGCGACAAGGGGCAUACCAUAUCGUCGCGGAUAUCUCUUCUCAGGACCUCCCGGUACCGGCAAAACAAGUCUAACUCUGGCGGCAGCUGGUCUCAUGGGUCUGGACAUCUACAUGGUCAAUCUGAAUUCCCCACGUAUAAACGAGGAUAGCCUUGCCUCUCUCUUCCAAAAGCUGCCGUAUACGUGUAUGGUCUUGCUUGAAGAUAUUGACGCUACAGGAUUAGCUCAGAGACGUGGCGCAGACACAGCGACGAUGGGAUCUCAAGGACGAAAGAAGAAGAAUGCAGAACGUCUCUCACUCUCAGGUCUGCUCAACAUAAUCGACGGUGCAGCAGCUCAAGAAGGACGCGUUCUCGUCAUGACUUCGAAUCACACCGAGAAUAUUGACCCAGCUCUUAUUCGACCUGGCAGAAUCGACUUUACGAUCAACUUCCAGCUUGCUACGUCAGAAGCAGCCGAAGCUCUCUUCACUCAAAUGUUCGACGCUCCGGAUGUGGAUCAUGAAUCAGAGAAGAUGGCGGUGAAAUCGUUGCAGGACCAGGCGAGGGAGUUUAGGGAUAAGAUUCCAAAUCUUGCUCUUAGUCCCGCAGCUAUUCAGGGAUUCUUACUCACGCACCAGGAAGAUCCUGAUGGUGCUCUUGCUGCUGUUGAUGAUUGGGUGCAGGAUGCUCUGAAGCAGAAGGAUGCUGUCGCUGAAGAAGCUGUCGAGUCUGAGAAAGAAGCAACGGACUCUGAAGAGGAUGAAGAUAGCGAUGCGAGUUCUGAUACUCCCUAUAAGAGAUGA
Molecule: messenger RNA, 1575 nt
Organism: Fusarium musae
Lineage: Eukaryota; Fungi; Ascomycota; Sordariomycetes; Hypocreales; Nectriaceae
Exons: 1
Coding region: 1-1575 (524 amino acids)
Biological process (GO): protein insertion into mitochondrial inner membrane from matrix; mitochondrial respiratory chain complex III assembly
Cellular component (GO): mitochondrial inner membrane
Molecular function (GO): ATP hydrolysis activity; ATP binding
Source: RefSeq, a predicted model, not a curated record